GUUUAAAUAGGCUAAUAGUAUGUGCUUAAAAGAUACUCAUGGAACAAUUUAAUCUUUGGAAUUGAAAACUGAAGUUGAAGCUUUUCUAUUAUCACAGUAUUAAUUCCAUUUUAUUCUUAGAAUAUAAGUUGAACGUCAAUGUAGAUGAUAAUUUAAAUUCAACAACAAGACAUACUGUUAUUGAUUUGGAUAUCAAUAUAGUGUAGAUUCAACAAUAAAUACAACUUAUUUUAUUAUGAAUAACACCCAUGGUUAGAGCGAGUUUCGAACUUUGGGUAUAGUUAAUUUUAAAAAGUUUGGUAGUUAAUAAUGAAUAUAUAUAAAUCUGUAUUAUAACUAAAUUG
Paramecium octaurelia is the source of this 344-nucleotide messenger RNA. The record is from the annotation of a GenBank genome assembly. Lineage: Eukaryota; Ciliophora; Oligohymenophorea; Peniculida; Parameciidae.